This is a messenger RNA of Acyrthosiphon pisum (pea aphid), 603 nucleotides long. RefSeq lists its product as uncharacterized. Bases 1 to 603 code for a protein of 200 amino acids. The record is from RefSeq and is a predicted model, not a curated record. The transcript has a single exon. Lineage: Eukaryota; Metazoa; Arthropoda; Insecta; Hemiptera; Aphididae.
AUGGCAGUGGUAGACUCGGAGUACCUCGCGGAGUACUGUUUUAUUCAUAUAGAUGUUGGGGCAUAUGGAAGAGAAGGGGAUUCAACUGUAUUUAAAGAAUGCCCUUUUGGUAAAAAGUUAUACACAGAACAACUUGGCCUACCAGCUCCAAAGCCUCUGCCUAAUACACAGGACAAACCUCAGCCAUUUGUUGUUAUUGGCGAUGAAGCAUUCGGCCUUCAUAAGAAUCUUUUAAGACCUUUUCCUGGGCGUGGACUUGAUCAAAGGAAAAGAAUUUUUAAUUAUAGAUUAUCAAGGGCUAGAAGAUAUGUAGAAUGUGCAUUUGGCAUAUUGGCGAAUAAGUGGAGAGUUCUACAUACACCAAUACAAGUUGGCCCAGAUUUUACUGACAAAAUUGUGAAAGCUUGUUGCGUCCUCCACAACUAUGUUAGAAGCCGAGAUGGGUUUAAUUUUGAACAUACACUGAGCAAUACAUUGGAGGAAAUAGAGUUUAAUAGAAGGGGAACUGGUGCACGUACUCAAGGAAUUGAUGUCCGCGAUGAUUUUGCAGAUUAUUUUAUGGAGGCUGGAUCGGUACCAUUCCAGUAUCCAAUUGUUCAAUGA